Molecule: messenger RNA, 2058 nt
Organism: Candida dubliniensis CD36
Lineage: Eukaryota; Fungi; Ascomycota; Pichiomycetes; Serinales; Debaryomycetaceae
Exons: 1
Coding region: 1-2058 (685 amino acids)
Biological process (GO): regulation of transcription by RNA polymerase II
Cellular component (GO): Rpd3S complex
Source: RefSeq, a predicted model, not a curated record
AUGGGUUCAAAAGUUGGUAAUCGGGGUAGUAUCAGGCUAUCACUGAAUGCAGCCAAUACGUCCAAUGGUGGUGCUGAAAUUAAUGGUGGUCGGUCUGGUGCUAAUCAAAACAAACAAUCAACUGGUGAUGAAUCCAAAAGCAAGAGAAAAUCGGCACGCAUAGCACAACUAGAAGCUGAGUUGAUACCAAAGCUAUCGGCUAGUCCAGAGAUUAAAGGGGGACCUAAAGCCAGUAAACCUGGAUCUGUUUCUGGCAACGGGAAUACAGUAUUUGUUGAACCAGAACUAGCAGCACCCACACCAAGCUAUACCGGAUUACCAUUGGAAGAGUUUCCUAGUAACAAAAUUAAAAAGGAAUCUUUAUGGCCUGCAAAAUACAGGCGAACAAGAAGUAGCGACAGCUCAAGAGAAAGCACUGCUACACCAGGAGAUGAAAUAGAAAACAAUAAAGUUGAAGCAUAUUAUCAAAAUAAUCUAAAAACAAGCUUAAGUGAGGAUCUAGCUCAAGAGAGUGAAUUGAGGCAAUCGCUUGUAAAUGCAUCUUCUUCAAAACCAAGAAAAACAACACGAUUGAAACUAACUUUACGAACACCCACACAAACAUCGAGACAACAACAAAAAAGAUCAUUGGAUGGCAUUGCCAAUGCGAAGCACCGUCCAUUGAAAAAAAUAAAAGUCACGUCACCCACGAAAUCACCUAGAACCAAAUUAUUCGAUGCCAAAACCAGUAAUAGCAGUAUUGUAAAACAAGAAAAAGACAAACACCAAGAAGCAGAAGAGGAAGAAAUAAAAGAGAAUGACGAUUUCUGUUUUGCUUGUGGUAUGCCUGGGAUAUUCAUUUGCUGUGAAAAAUGCCCUAAAUCAUUUCACUUUACUUGUUGUGACCCACCGAUAGAGGAGGUGCCGGAAGACGAAUGGUAUUGUCGUGAAUGCUAUACCAAAGCCUACCCGGAAUCGAUCCCGGAUUGGCGUGAUAUAGGGGUCUUUGGACAAUUAUUGAACCAAUUGGAAACUAGGAAUCCCAAAGUAUUUAAACUACCUCUUGAAUUGCGUGAAAAGACAUUUGUCGGGGUCACUACCGAAGACAAUGGUGAUUAUGUCGAUGAUAGUGUGAAAGAUGACAUCCCACCAGCAAAAUUGAAUGGAUCACAAAUACCAGGUUGUAAUCGUGAUGUGACUUUAGAAAUUGAUGAUUUGUAUAAAGAAAAUGGAGAACCUUUUUUGUGUCACAAGUGUGGUGGAUCUGGACAAAAUCGAAGGACUUUAAUUCAUUGUGACUAUUGCCCCUUGGUAUACCAUAUUGACUGUUUAGACCCACCGUUAUUUGGACCUAAAACUAUUGGCGAUAAAUGGAGAUGUCCUAACCAUAUUGAAGAUUUGCUUCCAAAAGGACUUCCUAAACUACGUCAAUUCAAAGAGACGCAAGUGGUUGAAAACUCCUUGCAUAGUAAUUUUAUGAAAAUGGCCAGCAUCAGCAAUAUAUUUAUUAAGUAUGACGAUGAAAAAUACCUCAACGAUAAUGAAAAACCAAUAACAUUUGAUAAUUACAAGCAGUACAAGAAUACUUCAUUGGAGAAAAAAGUAUUAGAGAAUUGGGGUGAAGACAUGGAAGCUAUACAUCCAGAGUAUAAAGUACCGGGGUUCUUCCAAGCAGUAGCAACGGAUCGUGGAGUCUCUGCACAAAGCACGAAAAUAGUAGCACUACCGUCUGCAUUAUCAAACAAAUCCGUAAUCUACAGAGUCCCCGAAAAACUGAUAGUGAUGGAUUUUGUUGGCAAAAUUGCAAAGGAUAAACUAUUGAAUGAAAUUUCACAAUACGACAUACAACAACGACUUGAAGAAGAUCCUGAUACACUAGAGGCCGUUAAAAGCUUAAAUGAGAUCAAAGAACGACAAAAGAUUUUAAAUUUAGAUGCGUUGCUACAAGUUAUAGGCGAAGAAUCUAAAACAACCAAAAAUGAAACUCUCAACGACAACGAAAUACAAGAGUUACUCAAGAUUAAACAAUUGAUGAAAGCAAAAGGCCAACAGGCACUAUUGGAAUUUCUUCAGUCAUGA